AUUGGUAGGUGUGUAGCCUGCUGGAGCAGACACGUGACGCAGCACAGGACAAGUUCCUCAUGUUGUGAUAUAUGGAAUUGUUAUUUAGGAGUCAGCAUGGAAGUGUGGAAUAAACGGGACUUACCCAGGCCUCCAAUUUACACUAUUGAGUAUACAGGCAAAGAGAGACGCGAGAGUAAUUUUGAUGUGUGUGUACAAUCCUUACUUGAAGGUAUCCUCUGUGGGCAUGCUGUCUUGUGUGAUGAGGAGGUGUCUGGGUGUUUUUUUCGUGAGGUUGCCAUCCUCACUGUAUCCCUUUUCCAAAAUGGUCGACAUCGUUCUGAGAAAUUUUAUAAAGCUUUGAAGAAGGUGGAGAAGUGUUCAGAACGGUGGAAAGAGUUGAACUUUGAGAAAAUUUUGGAUGAUAUACGUCAGUUGAUGCCAGCUAUUUCCCCUUCUCACAGGUCUCUCCGGAUGCCAUCUAAACAAAUGUUUGAAUACUUGCUGAUAAAAAUAUUAGGAGGCUUUCAUCUUCUUCUACACAUGGAUGGAUACUGUAGAGAGGCUGCUGGCUAUCUCAUGUCAAAAAUUUCAUCUGGUCAUUUUUUCAGUACAGCAAUGGCAUUUUUAGCAAAUGUUGCUCGAAUAAGGGUGCUUGUACUUGAUUUAUCAGGGCAACUGGCCAAAUUAUACGAUGACAUAUUUCCUUGGAUCCAGCAACUGAAAAAUAGCAGUGCACCUGGGUUGGCCACUCAAGGUUCUAUUCCUUUAAAGCUUUCAGAUUACCUGCAAGAGUAUUGUGGCUCAUUAAAUGAGAAGAGCAGUACCAUGUUUACCAAAUAUGGUACUGGAGAUGGAAGUUUUUCAUGGGAAAUAAACAUCUUCACAGAGGAUGACAACAGAGAUAAGACAAGCUCCUGUUUAUUAGAACUGCCAGACAGUAAGACAGCCAUUGGAGAAGUUACAGAAAGAGUAGAGUCCUCUAAACAAUCUAAAAGACCCUUAGUAAUGGAGAACAAUGAAGAAGACUCCAAGACUCUUGUCUCAUUAGUGUCUGUUGAAGAUAUUGGAGUGUGUGUAACUGCUACUAAGAAAAUUUUGAAGCACUCGAGUGGUAUUAGUAAUGAUACCAAGAAACGAAAGAAAUGUGCUGAAAGCUGGGACGUCUGUAAAACUGGAACUGUAGUAAGUUGUGGGAAUACUAGAAGGGAUAAACUUUUAAGUGUUAAUGUAGAAAGAAGUAUGUCAGGGUUGAAAAGAGAGAGGGAAGCUAAAGUGUUGGGAAGUAAUAAAAAAAGUAAGAAUAUAAUGGAACCUCACUGUGUGUUACAUAUGAAUAGUGACUCAGAAGUUUCUUCUAAGUUCUUAAAACAUUAUCAGAGUGUCAGUCAACAUGUAAAGCAAAUUGAUUCAAUUGAGGCUAUGAGUUGCUUCUUAUUAUCUGAAAGAAAAAGAAGAUGCAACAAAGAUAAUAAGUUGAUUUCUUCACUUUUAAAGGAUGAUGACUGGGUCAUUUUUCAUAAGUUCAUAAAAAGAAGAAUAAGAAAGAUUGAGGAAUUAAGAAAUAAUGACUAUUCUGCAUGUGAAAAUUUUGAAGUGAAACUAUUACAAAAGACAAAAACUAGACUAAAAUUUUGGCUGUUGUUCCCACAGCUGAAAGGUAAAAAGCCUAGAAACUGGAAAUGUAUGCUGUAUGAUAUAAGGAAUAAGAAAAAAUAACCAUAAUUGUUGAAACUAUAUAAAUUUUUAACCUGCUAAAUUAAUCUUAAUUUUUAACAAGCACCUUGUAUAGUAAUUGAUUGAAAAAUUCUAAUAAAAUAUUUUUAUAGUUGAGGAAGUAUAUUUCCUGGAUAGUGUCACUGUGUAUUGGUGUUGACUUCUGGAGUGCAAUACUUACCAGGAAUGCUGCUUUUUAUCCAGGCUUUAAAUUACAUAGCUCUUCCUAACCUGAAGUUCUAAAACAAGUAUUCUUUUAAAAAAAUUUAUUUUGCUCGAUAUACAGGUGAGUAAAAGAAUGUGUUUGUCUUUUGUAUCUUUAAAAAAAUUCAUUCUCAAAUUCGUUACAAAUAAACUAAAUCCACUUGAAUGGUGAAGGACAUGUCAGUGGUUCUGCUUUGUCUUCUUGGUAAAUCAUGCACAGCCUCCAUUCUGUCUGAGCUGGAGAUUAGGCCAGUAAAAGACCUGAAUGUUCAGUGUUGAA
Cherax quadricarinatus is the source of this 2179-nucleotide messenger RNA. The record is from RefSeq and is a predicted model, not a curated record. NCBI's taxonomy places the organism in Eukaryota, Metazoa, Arthropoda, Malacostraca, Decapoda, Parastacidae.